Molecule: messenger RNA, 399 nt
Organism: Trypanosoma cruzi
Lineage: Eukaryota; Euglenozoa; Kinetoplastea; Trypanosomatida; Trypanosomatidae
Exons: 1
Coding region: 1-399 (132 amino acids)
Source: RefSeq, a predicted model, not a curated record
AUGUCUCGGAAUGAUGUGGAUGGCUCAUUGAAUGACGUCAACCCGGACUUAUUAGAACUAAGCAAAGACCCGGUUGCCUGGCGGGAGCAGCGGCGACGUGCACUGCAAGAAAAGGUGUUUGGUCACGGUAGAGAGGGCGGCAGUUCUGUGAGUUCCGUCGCUCCUGCACCUGCCAAUGGCCCCCCUUCUGGUGCAACGGCGUCCAGUGCGCCCAGCGUUUCUGGUGAAUUCGGCCGAAAGAUGGAAGAGCACGAGACGCACGUUCUUCAGCAGAUCAUGUCCCACAAGCGGCGACGUGAUGAUGCAGCCAAAUCAGAGGCGACACCGGCCGUCUCGGCGAGCCCCGUUGGGCUCUCGAUGAAGGAAAAACUCUUGCGGCGGUUGAAGAACCCACAUUAG